Molecule: messenger RNA, 1335 nt
Organism: Peronospora matthiolae
Lineage: Eukaryota; Oomycota; Peronosporomycetes; Peronosporales; Peronosporaceae
Source: the annotation of a GenBank genome assembly
AUGGGCGGCAGCGGCAGCAAAAGUGCCGAGACGUCUAGCAGUACGCAGCAAGCGCCGUCCAAAGCCGCCUCUGUGAAGGACGAGGUGCUGGGCCUCGUGCUGGACGGCUUGAUGCUCUACACCAUCUACCAAACGUCCAAGUACCUCUACAAGCAAGCGAAGCCCAUGCUCGACGACUGGAACAAGGGUCAGGACAGUCAAGCCAAGCUGAAGAAUCGCCUGCAGCGCACUGGACGCCGUGCCUUCAGCACCAACUACUUUGAGAACGUCAUUGCUGGCGACAUCGUGGACCCACAAGACAUUGACGUGUCGUUUGACGACAUUGGCGGUCUAGAGCGCCAAAAGCGCGACAUCCACGAUCUCGUAGUGCUGCCGCUGCGAAGUCCCGAGUUCUUUGCGUCUCGUGGGACCCUGCUCACAGUUCCCAAAGGCAUUUUACUUUAUGGAAAACCCGGCACUGGUAAGACCAUGUUGGCAAAGGCUAUUGCGAAAGAGUCUGGUGCUUUUUUCAUUAAUCUCAAGAUUAGUACUAUCAUGAGCAAGUGGUUUGGCGAAUCGCAGAAGCUCGUGCGCGCUGCAUUUACGCUCGCUCGGAAGUUGGCACCGUGUAUCAUUUUUAUUGAUGAAGUGGACUCGUUCAUGGGAAUCCGAGGUGGCGUAUCUGACCCGACGUUUUCAUCAAUGAAAACGGAAUUCUUGGCAUUGUGGGAUGGUUUUACUGAAAUGAGCAACGAGAAUGAUGGUGGUUUUGGUGUCAUUAUUAUGGGUGCGACAAACCGUCCUGGUGACGUGGACCCAGCCUUUCUUCGCCGCAUGCCUCGCACGUUUGAGAUUGGACUACCUAACCGACCACAGCGUGAAAAGAUACUUCGGCUGCAGCUUAAGACGGAGCAAGUAGACGACGAAUUUGAUUUCAACAAGCUCGCCAUUGACACUGUAUAUUAUAGUGGUAGUGAUUUAAAGGAGUUGUGUCGCGCCGCCUUAAUGAUUCCACUUCGUGAACAUAUUGACAAUUGCCGUGCGGCAACAGAAGAAGCUGCAAAGGGUCGACAUGCUGAAGACGAAAAGCCCCAGAUUUACGAUGAAGCUGCUCGGCCCGAGCCCCCUGCAAUGCGUCCACUGUUGAUGGUUGACUUUGACGAAGCAAGAACAAUGGUGCAACCAACAGGUGCGACAGCAUAUGCGUACGAAAACGGGCACGAGAAAAAGCCCUCUCGGCAAGCGUCCACCGACCCCGGGAUAUCCAUCGACCCGGACAUGUUCGCGGCGGUUAUGGCUGCAGGACUGCAGAGCUUAAUGCAGCAGAGUCAUAACGUCACACCGGCUCACGAUUAG